Messenger RNA from Cucumis sativus (cucumber), 2087 nucleotides. RefSeq names its product metal transporter Nramp1. Gene Ontology annotation, cellular component: membrane. NCBI's taxonomy places the organism in Eukaryota, Viridiplantae, Streptophyta, Magnoliopsida, Cucurbitales, Cucurbitaceae. The record is from RefSeq and is a predicted model, not a curated record. Gene Ontology annotation, molecular function: manganese ion transmembrane transporter activity; cadmium ion transmembrane transporter activity. Gene Ontology annotation, biological process: metal ion transport. The transcript is spliced from 13 exons. The coding region runs from base 288 to 1853 and encodes 521 amino acids.
UUAGCCGCAAAAAAAUAUCCCUCACGCUUCAAACUUGAAAGUUUGUUGUUACCAAUUUACUGCUUCAGCCAAUUAUUGAUGCCCAUCUGUCUCUCUUCACACAAAUAAAAUGGGUCCUUUAGUUUUUUUAUUUCUUUAUUUAUUAUUUGCAUGCCCACAAUUACUGAUUCUAUCUCUAUAAAUUCACCAACCAGUCUUGAUUAAUACCAAAUUGUGUUUGUGUGUUUACUCUGACUAUUCUUUGUACCUAACUUUUUGAAUUUAACGAAACACAGGAAAGCAAUAAAAUGGCUGCUCCAGGGUCUGCUUCUGAGCAGCCACAGUUCCUUGUGCGGGCUGGGGAUGAGAAUUUUUCACAUGCUCCGUUGAUUGAAAACCCGGAAAAUGAUCAGAUUAUUGUUCCGGAUAAGGAAAGCUGGAAGAACCUUUUUGCAUACAUGGGCCCGGGAUUUCUUGUUUCUAUUGCAUAUAUUGAUCCUGGGAAUUUUGAGACUGAUCUACAAUCUGGUGCAAAGUACAAGUAUGGGUUGCUUUGGGUCAUAUUAGUGGCUUCCUUUGCUGCCCUCAUCAUUCAGUCUUUAGCAGCCAAUCUAGGGGUUGUCACAGGAAAACAUUUAGCAGAGCACUGUAAAGCUGAGUACCCCAAGGUGCAAAAUUUCAUCCUCUGGGUCCUAGCUGAAAUUGCGAUUGUUGCGUGUGAUAUUCCUGAAGUUAUAGGAACUGCUUUUGCAUUGAAUAUGCUCUUCAGCAUUCCUGUUUGGUGUGGCGUUCUUCUGACAGGGCUUAGUACACUAUUACUUCUUGCACUGCAGCAAUAUGGGAUUAGAAAGCUUGAAUUCUUGAUUGCCUUUCUUGUGUUGACAAUUGCGGUUUGCUUCUUCCUGGAGCUGGGCUAUGCAAAGCCGGACGCUGGAGAAAUUUUUUAUGGGUUGUUUGUCCCUCAAUUGAAAGGAAGUGGUGCUACUGGUCUUGCAAUUUCACUUCUUGGUGCUAUGGUUAUGCCACACAAUCUCUUUCUUCAUUCAGCACUGGUGCUCUCUAGGAAAAUACCCCGUUCCCUUUCUGGCAUCAAGGAAGCUUGCAGAUUUUAUAUGAUAGAGAGUGGCUUUGCUCUUAUGGUGGCCUUCCUCAUUAAUGUGUCAGUCAUUUCGGUUAGUGGUGCAGUUUGCAGUUCCCCAGAUCUAAAUAAGGAGGACCAAAUGAGCUGCAAUGACUUGGACUUGAAUAAAGCUUCAUUUUUAUUGAGAAAUGUAUUGGGUAAAUGGAGUUCAAAAAUUUUUGCUAUUGCUUUGUUGGCAUCGGGGCAGAGUUCUACCAUAACAGGAACCUACGCAGGACAGUAUGUUAUGCAGGGGUUUCUCGAUUUGAAACUGACGCCAUGGAUCAGAAACAUUUUAACUCGAAGCUUAGCAAUUAUUCCUAGUUUGAUUGUUGCACUCAUUGGUGGGUCUUCUGGGGCUGGGAAGCUGAUCAUUAUUGCGUCGAUGAUUUUGUCAUUUGAACUCCCUUUUGCUCUAGUCCCCCUUCUGAAGUUUACAAGCAGUAAGGCCAAGAUGGGACCGCAUGUCAACUCUACUGCGAUUACAGUGUUGACAUGGAUUAUUGGAUUACUCAUCAUGGCUAUCAAUAUAUACUACCUAAUGGGCCGUUUUAUCGAUGUGCUCCUUCAUAACGAUCUCCAUCUUGCCGCAGUCGUCCUCAUAGGGGUACUUGGAUUCUCAGGCGUGGCACUAUAUUUAGCUGGAAUUGCUUAUCUAGUUUUGAAAAAGACCAAGAAGAUAAGUCAUCUCUUAGCAGUAACAACAGUAGAAAGUCGAAGACUGAGCAACGAGCCGAGCAAGACAUCGGGAUAGCUAAUUAAAUUUAUCUAAUGAUGUAAUCUCAACUGCUUCUUAUUUAGGUAAUAAUGAUAUUAUUUUUGUAGGGUUAGACCAAUUAUUUUAUGAGAUUAACUUGGAUCGUAAAAUAUUGUAAAUAUGACACCCAAUAGGUUGAAAAAUCAUAUAUAAAUAGGGCUAAAAAAUAAUUUUAUUUGAAUUUUUCCUAUUCAAAAACUACUAAAAUAGAUCCAUAUUUUCCUUCAAGUA